This is a messenger RNA of Crotalus tigris (Tiger rattlesnake), 2640 nucleotides long. RefSeq names its product glutamate metabotropic receptor 7 (gene GRM7). The transcript is spliced from 5 exons. Gene Ontology annotation, cellular component: membrane. Gene Ontology annotation, biological process: G protein-coupled glutamate receptor signaling pathway; regulation of synaptic transmission, glutamatergic. Bases 59 to 1375 code for a protein of 438 amino acids. Gene Ontology annotation, molecular function: group III metabotropic glutamate receptor activity. The record is from RefSeq and is a predicted model, not a curated record. Lineage: Eukaryota; Metazoa; Chordata; Lepidosauria; Squamata; Viperidae.
GGCAAGAGAAAGAGAAUGCUGGAGGAGCAGAGGAAUACACUAAUCAAUUAAUUAACCCAUGCUGUUACAUGUAGUUCAUUGUCAUAAUCAUACAGCUUUUCUGAUCCUUCCAUAUUGGCAGAUGGAUGAAAUGCAGUGGGGCAAAGGAGUGAAGAAAAUUCCUUCUUCAGUCUGCAGUCUUCCCUGUAAACCAGGAGAACGAAAAAGGAUUAUGAAAGGGAUGAGCUGCUGCUGGCAGUGUGAACUGUGUGAUGGUUACCAAUACCAGUUUGAUGAAGUGAGCUGCAAGCUGUGCUCCUACAAUCAACGACCAAAUGAGAAUCGCACCGGAUGUAGCCCUAUCCCUAUUGUAAAGUUGGAGUGGCAUUCACCAUGGGCAGUCAUUCCAGUCUUUCUGGCCAUGCUUGGAAUUAUUGCCACCAUAUUUGUCAUGGCAACCUUCAUUCGGUACAAUGAUACUCCCAUUGUGAGGGCUUCUGGAAGGGAACUUAGCUAUGUUUUGUUGACAGGAAUCUUUCUGUGUUAUAUCAUCACUUUCUUGAUGAUUGCCAAGCCAGAUGUUGCCGUGUGUUCUUUCCGGCGUAUCUUCCUGGGAUUGGGAAUGUGCAUAAGCUAUGCUGCCCUGUUGACUAAAACAAACCGUAUCUAUCGCAUAUUUGAACAGGGCAAAAAAUCAGUGACAGCACCCAGGCUUAUUAGCCCAACAUCACAAUUAGCAAUCACAUCAAGUUUGAUAUCAGUACAACUUCUUGGAGUUUUCAUUUGGUUUGCUGUUGAUCCACCAAACAGUAUUAUAGAUUAUGAUGAACAUAAGUCUAUGGAACCAGAUCAAGCCAGAGGCGUUCUCAAAUGUGACAUUACGGAUCUACAAAUAAUAUGCUCUUUGGGGUAUAGCAUUCUUCUAAUGGUUACAUGUACUGUUUAUGCCAUCAAGACUCGGGGUGUCCCAGAGAAUUUUAAUGAAGCCAAACCCAUUGGAUUCACUAUGUACACUACAUGUAUAGUAUGGCUUGCCUUCAUUCCAAUAUUUUUUUGCACUUCCCAAGCAGCUGAAAAGGUCUAUGUACAAACCACCACCCUUACAAUAUCUAUGAACUUAAGUGCUUCAGUGGCCUUGGGAAUGCUUUACAUGCCGAAAGUUUACAUCAUCAUCUUCCAUCCUGAACUAAACGUCCAAAAGCGGAAACGUAGCUUCAAAGCAGUAGUGACAGCAGCCACUAUGUCAUCACGACUAUCACACAAAACUAGCGACAGGCCCAACGGGGAAGCAAAAACAGAACUUUGUGAAAAUGUAGAUCCAAACAACUGCAUACCACCUGUAAGAAAAAGUGUUCAAAAAUCUGUUACUUGGUACACUAUUCCACCUACAGUAUAGCUCUUGCCUGCUUUUUAGAAGGCCCUGCCGCAAAAAAGAAGUAUGUCAGUUAUAACAACCUGGUAAUCUAAUCCGCUGCAUCAGACGGAAUCAUGGGAGGAUGGAGAUUUUCAUCCAUUCAGUCACCAAACCUUAUGUAGGCCUGUUCCUGAAGCUGCUGAGUAUGCACUGCUGGAAGAGUUGAAAGGCCAGGCACUCAUUAUGGAGGAUCCAAGUAUUCUGGACAGCUGCUCAAUGAAAAUAUUCUUACAAUAUUCUUGGCUUAAUAAGUCACUGGCACUGCCAUUAGGCUGUGAUGUUGGACCUUUUUCUUUGUUUGGGAGACAUUAUCUCUGAGCUCCAAUCUGCAACACUGGCCUAGCAUCUCUGGGUGGAUUGCAAUUGGCAAAGUUGACUUUCAUGGGGAUAUUUUUUUGUCUUUAUAUGUACUUCCAAACUGCAAGUUUUUCAACUUUCUGUACAGUUUGUGAGGAUUUUCUUCUUUUUUUGUGUGUGCAUUCUUUUCACAUAUUGCCAUUUACGUUGUUUCAGAGGAUUAACAAUGGUUUGGAAUGCACAGCCUCAGGCAAGCAAGCUCUGUUCGUUUCACAGCACAUUCAGUAGGGAGAGAGAAAAAAAAAAUAAAGACACCCACACCCCCUUCCCUCAAGAUUGGGAAGCAUUUAUAUUUGUGACAUGUAUGAUCACAAUGGAAUACCUACAAUUCAUACAAGUUUUUUAUUUAUUUAUUUUAAAAAGGGAGAAAAAAGUCUAAGACCAAAAACUGUGCUGAUUAAACGAGCCCCUUCCCUGUUCCUCACCUUUACCUCCACCUUCAUCCUUUGCCUUUCAAAAUUCUGAUGGCAACAGAAAAAGCAGAACAGUUUGCUGAGCUUUGAUAGAGGUCGUCUCAGUAUUUGGAAUGCAUGCCAGUAGCGUAAUUUGUUCAUAUUUUAUGUUAAGUAUUUGUAUUUCUACUUUUCUGAUAUUUUUUUUUGGUUUGUUUUUCAUUAAGUAUAUAAUUUUGCAAUAAUUUCAAUAAUUCUUAUGCUGUUUGGGAGAAAGAAAAUGGCUUUUACAUGUCUUGAAUUUCUUUUCCCCUCUUUGUUGAUGCCCUAACUGACUGACCGGUGUGAUUAAAAAAAAAAGAAUUUUAAGGAAAAAAGCAUGUAUGUUUUAUACUGUUUGUAAUAAGUAAUUUCGUUGAUCUUGCUGCUUAUGUGCCAAUUUAGUGAGAACAAAUCUUUGCUGCAAAACUCCCCCCUUUCCGUAUUCUCAAUCCUGUG